AUGGUCUUCCAUUCUGCCCCAUAUUUUGAAGAAGGUGUACCUUAUUCCAACAACGGUAAUCAAUAUCAAUUUGAACCUACAACAACUUUUACUUCGAUUGAUCAACAUAACCUAUAUCGAGGCAAUGAGGAAGAUGUCGCAACUCUUGGUAUCGAAGAAGAUGAGAGCCGUUUAUGGCUGGGCGGUUCAUCAUAUCCUGUAAAUUCCCAAUACAUUAACGAUGGAAGAAAUGGUCAUAUUUAUAGUGCUGCUCCAUUACAUUAUACAGAACCCAUGAUGGCUACAAAUAAUUCAGGUAUGAAUUCCAAAUAUAUUGACAAUGAAUUUGAGCAACAAAAUCAUUAUCCGAUUAUUUCUCAAGAGCCAGAAAAUUAUCAUUCUUUACCUGUUUCAAUUUCUCCAUAUUUACCUCAAUCCAGGUUUCAACAGCAACAGCAGCACCACCACCAACAACAACAACAAGAAAAUGGUUAUUACAAUAAUAAUAACAAUUCUUUCGGCAGAGGUCCCACACCAAUGCUUUCAAACAUGCCAUCCAUGGUCCCAACAGUGGAAAACAUGGUAACUGCAACAGCUGCCGCAGUAGCUAAUGCAAAUACACGAAUGCAAUCCACUAUGGGAUCAAGGCUUAAUGAUCCAUUAGAUUUCACUACAGCACCAAGUAGGACCGUAUACUUGGGUAACAUACCUUCCGAUUUAACUGUGAAAGAAUUAUUAGACCAUGUUCGUAGUGGAGUCAUUGAAGAUGUCAAGAUAAUCCCAGAGAAAUUAUGUGCCUUUAUUUCAUUUUUGGAUGAAAAUUCAGCACUUUUAUUCCAUUCCGAUGCUAUUUUGAAAAGAUUGAAUAUUAAUGGUAAGGAUAUUAAGAUUGGAUGGGGGAAAUCCACUGCUGUUGAUCCAAUGAUUGCUACGAGAAUUAUUAACGAUGGUGCUACGAGAAAUGUAUUUAUUGGUCAAUUGAAAACUAAAUCAUUUGAUCCUAAUAAGGCAAAAGUUACCAAGAUGCCACCGUCAAGAAACCACGAUAUUAACGCUACUAUAAGUAACGAGAAUGAUGAGAAGGAAAAUGGAGUGGAUACUGCUCAUGUAGAAGGAGAAGUCGAAGUCGGAGAAGAAGAGGAGCCAAUUUCAGAUGCGAAAUUAAGGAAAGACCUUGCUGAUUUUGGUGAUAUUGAUUGUAUUAAAAUUGUAGAAGAUAAAGGGAUUGCAUUCAUUCAUUUCGCAUCUAUAACCAGUGCUAUUAAAUGUGUUCAUAAUUUAAAUUCCAUGAAUGAUUAUUACUCUACAAAGAAAAUCUUCUAUGGAAAGGAUAGAUGUGCAUUCAUAACGAAGACUCAACAACAUAAUGCCGCUCAAUUUCUUGGUAUUCAAUCAGGUAUGAAGAAUUUAAUUGAAUUUUCUGAUAGGAAUGUCAUCUCUAAUGCACUUUUACAACAAUCCGCGGCAGCAGCAGCUAUUGCCACAUCUGCAGGCGGUCCCAACAAUCUUGGUAAUAGAACCAUCUAUUUAGGAAAUUUACCUAAAGAUAUUAGAGUUGAAGAGAUUUGUAAUGUUGUAAGAGGAGGUCUUCUACAAAGUGUGAAAUUGUUGGGGGAUAGAUAUGUAUGUUUUGUUACGUUCAUUGAUCCUACUGCAGCAGCUCAAUUUUUUGCCAUGAGUUCAUUACAUGGGUUGACUAUUCAAAAGAAACGUUGCAAAGUUGGUUGGGGGAAACAUUCAGGCCCAUUAUCUAAUGCCUUGGCAUUGGCUGUCAGUCAUGGGGCAUCUAGGAAUAUUUAUAUCGGUAAUAUUGAUUUUGCAACAGAUAAAAAAAGGGAUAAUCCUAUUUUCACUGAAGAUUCGUUAAGGAAGAUGUUCAGUAUGUAUGGUGAAAUGGAACAAAUUAAUUUCUUACCAGAAAAGAAUUGUUGUUUUAUUAAUUUCACUAAUAUUAGUAAUGCCAUCUUGGCAUUAGACAAGAUCAAAUCAAAUCCAGUUUUUAAAGAUUUGAAGAUUAAUUUCGGUAAGGACAGAUGUGGGAAUAUUCCUCAUCAAGUACGUUAG
Naumovozyma dairenensis CBS 421 is the source of this 2043-nucleotide messenger RNA. RefSeq names its product Mrn1p (gene MRN1). The record is from RefSeq and is a predicted model, not a curated record. Gene Ontology annotation, cellular component: Prp19 complex; U2-type catalytic step 2 spliceosome; U2-type catalytic step 1 spliceosome. The transcript has a single exon. Gene Ontology annotation, molecular function: pre-mRNA binding; U6 snRNA binding. NCBI's taxonomy places the organism in Eukaryota, Fungi, Ascomycota, Saccharomycetes, Saccharomycetales, Saccharomycetaceae. The coding region runs from base 1 to 2043 and encodes 680 amino acids.